Vitis riparia (riverbank grape) is the source of this 938-nucleotide messenger RNA. Its product is annotated as putative F-box protein PP2-B12. Gene Ontology annotation, molecular function: protein binding. The transcript is spliced from 3 exons. NCBI's taxonomy places the organism in Eukaryota, Viridiplantae, Streptophyta, Magnoliopsida, Vitales, Vitaceae. The coding region runs from base 1 to 834 and encodes 277 amino acids. The record is from RefSeq and is a predicted model, not a curated record.
AUGGAGACUAAAAGCAUUAGUCAAGCCACUUCCUCAAAGUUCGGCCCCGGCGUCGACUUCUCGGCACUGCCGGAAGGUUGCAUAGCCGGUAUUCUGGCAUGGACAAGUCCUCGCGACGCCUGCAGGAUGUCAGUGGUCUCGCCUGAGUUCCUGUCGGCGGCGCAGUCCGACGCUUUGUGGCAAACGUUUCUACCAGACGAUUAUCAGGAGAUCAUCGGCGGAUCUUUGGAGUCUUCGGCUCGGCUGGAUUUCUCCUCCAAGAAGGAGCUCUUCUUCCGACUCUGCAAUUCUCCUCUCUUGAUCGACGGGGGUAAAAAGAGUUUUUGGUUGGACAAAGAAAGCGGGAAGAAAUGUUACAUGUUAGCUGGAAGGGAGCUAACGAUUAUAUGGAGUAGCACUCCAAUGUAUUGGACAUGGGAUUCUCUACCACAGUCUCGAUUUAGCGAGGUGGCGAAUCUAAAACUUGUGUGGUGGCUUGAAAUCAACGGAAAGAUGAAUACUUGCAUCUUGUCGCCAAGGACAAACUAUGUGGUCUAUCUUGUAUUCCAAAGGAAUGACAGAUUUCAUGGAUUUGAAAGCAAUCCUAUAGAGGCAUCAGUUGGAAUUGUUGGUGGCGAAACUACUAAACAAGUAAUUUACUUGGAUCCGGAACAUGAUACCAACCCCAACUCGGCUCGAUUAGAUGGGUGGUACGAAGUUGAAUUAGGUGAAUUCUACAAUGAAGGAAGAGAAGGUGAGGAACUCGAGAUGAGUAUUAUGGAGGUGAAAACAGGCAAUGCCAAGUAUGGGCUCUUGAUUGAAGGGAUUGAGAUCAGGCCUAAAUUUUGUUCUUAAUCAAAUAUUCCAUCAUUUUAUGAUCAUAUUUUGAUAAAAAUAUUCCCAUUUUUUAAAAAAAAAUAACAAUUUUUCUAUAACUACAUGUAAUUACUUGAAAUAGU